AUGAUGAACAAUAUCGUUGUAAUGGAUGUAAAACUCUUGGAACCGGACAAAGAUACCGGUGCCACGGAUGUGAUUUCGACUUGCACGAAUACUGUGGAACAUGCCCCGAAACCCUCUCUUCAACCAUGCACCAACACCCCCUCACCCUGGUGCCGGCAAUGCCAUUUUGACAUACACCUGGAGUGCAUAUUAGUACCUAUUGUGCAGUGCCCACAAAAGCCCCUAGAGAAUUCGCAAACUACUCAGCGUGGAAUCCCCAUGUUUGACCAAGGCAUUCCUUUUCGGCCCCCACCGCAAUACAGUGGUUAUUAUGGCUAUGGAUUCCCCUAUGGCUAUGGUUAUGGCCCUGGACAUAACAUGUACAAUGGUCCGAUGUAUGGGCAUCCGGUGUAUCCCAACAAUUUUGUGCAGCAGAAUCAACUGUAG
Messenger RNA from Fraxinus pennsylvanica, 426 nucleotides. The record is from the annotation of a GenBank genome assembly. Lineage: Eukaryota; Viridiplantae; Streptophyta; Magnoliopsida; Lamiales; Oleaceae.